Molecule: messenger RNA, 3359 nt
Organism: Grammomys surdaster
Lineage: Eukaryota; Metazoa; Chordata; Mammalia; Rodentia; Muridae
Product: guanylate-binding protein 5-like
Exons: 11
Coding region: 298-2064 (588 amino acids)
Molecular function (GO): GTPase activity; GTP binding
Source: RefSeq, a predicted model, not a curated record
UAAGUAAGUUCUCUGUCAGAGAGCUGAGAGCGGAAAGAAAAUUCCCAGGACGGGCCAUUAUUUCUCAGAAACAAGCACAGAUAAAUAAGGGUACAACGCUUUUGCAUUCUUGCAAAGUCCCGAUUGAAGCAGUGUUCUUAGCAGCUCUUGUUCCAGCUCUGCAGUUUUUGUUAAGAACCUCAGGCAAUCCUAAUGGGCCACUUGUUCCAGGGUUCAGUGGGUAAGACGUCUUUCCUUAAACACUAGAAAAUUCAGGUCAUCCUAUUUCUUCCCCUGCGGACAAGUAACGUCGCAGACAUGGCCCCAGAGAUUCACAUGCCAGAGCCCAUGUGCCUCAUUGGGAACACCGACGACGAACACCUAGUGACUAACCAGGAAGCCCUGGAGAUCCUGUCCGCCAUCACACAGCCUGUGGUGGUGGUGGCGAUCGUCGGCCUCUACCGCACAGGCAAAUCCUACCUGAUGAACAAGCUGGCGGGGAAGGAGAAAGGUUUUUCUGUUGGCUCCACUGUGCAGUCUCACACCAAGGGGAUCUGGAUGUGGUGUGUGCCCCACCCCCAAAAGCCAGACCACACUUUGGUUCUGCUUGACACCGAGGGCCUGGGAGAUGUGGAGAAGGUUGAUGAAAAGAGUGACGCGAACAUCUUCGCACUGGCAAUCCUCCUCAGUAGCACCUUUGUAUACAACACCAUGAACAAGAUUGACCAGGGGGCUAUCGAUCUACUGCACAAUGUGACAGAACUGACAGAUCUGCUCCGGACAAGAAAUUCCUCUGAUCCUAAUGAAACUGAGGAUCCUGAUGACGUGAGCUUCUUCCCAGACUUGGUGUGGACUCUGAGAGAUUUCUUCCUGGGCCUGGAAGCCAAUGGGCAUACCAUCACAUCAGAUGAAUAUCUGGAGAAUUCGCUGAAGCUGAAGCAAGGUAGUGAUGAAAGAACACAAACAUACAAUCUACCCCGGCUGUGCAUUCAGAAGUUCUUCCCAGUAAAGAAAUGCUUUGCUUUUGACUUUCCUGCUCGUGGCAAUAAGCUUUCUCAGCUUCAAAUGCUCAGUAGUGAGGAGCUGAAUCCUGAUUUUGUGCAGGACCUUUCAGAAUUCUGUUCUCACAUCUUCACCCAUUCUAAGACCAAGACUCUUCCAGGAGGCAUCCAGGUCAAUGGACCUCGUCUAGAAAGCCUGGUGCUGACUUAUGUUGAUGCCAUCAACAGUGGGACACUGCCUUCCAUAGAGAACAUGGUGGUAACCUUGGCCCGGAGAGAGAACUCAGCAGCAGUACAGAAGGCCAUUGUUCACUAUGACCAGCUGAUGAGCCAGAGUGUGCAGCUGCCUACAGAGACCCUCCAGGUGCUGCUGGACCUGCACAGGACCUGUGAGACAGAGGCCAUAGGAAUCUUCAGGAAGCAUUCUUUCAAGGAUGAGGACCAAUGUUUCCAGAAAGAAUUGGAGAGCCUACUACGUGCAAAGCAGGACGAGAUUUGCAAGAAGAAUGUGGAUGCUUCUGCAGCCCUCUGUUCAACCAUACUUCAGAAUAUUUUUAAACCUCUGGAACAAGAAGUGGCACAAGGGAUCUAUGCUAAACCAGGAGGCCACAGUCUCUACCUUCAGAGGAUGGAACAGCUGAAGGCACAGUACCGUCAGCAGCCAGGGAAGGGAACACAGGCUGAGGAAGUGCUGCAGAAAUAUUUGAAUGCCAAAGAAACAGUGAGCAAUACAGUUCUACAAACAGACCAGGCUCUCACAGCCAAAGAGAGGCAGAGGAAAGAGGAACAAGCAAGAGCAGAGGCUGCCCGGGCUGAAGCAAAGAGGCUGGAGGCUAUUCGCAUCCAGGAAGAGCAAAGGAGAGCAGAGCAGGAGAGAAAGCAUCAAGAGCAAGUGAGGCAGAUGGAAACUGAGAGAGCAAACUUUGAGAGGGAGCAACGGAGGAUCCGGGAGCAGAGGGUCAAGGAAGAGGCUGACAGGAUCAAGGCAAUGCAGGAAGCUCAGCUCAGAGCACUUGAACAGGAGCAUCAACGCCUGAUGGAACUGGCCGCCCAACACAGACAUAAUGACUGUAUUAUAAUCUAACACACCAAAACCUGUAUCCUUCCUUUCUUAUUACUUUUCAUUGAAGACACAAAGGAACAAGAGAAUGAAGGACGUCGGACGACCAAUAGUUAAGAAGCUCCAGUGUCCCCUGUCUAACUGCCAUAUUUGUCUCAAGAUAUCUUAAGUUACUCAGGGGGUGUUAAUCAAGUAGAACUUGGCCGAUGCCUGCCACUAACAUGGUAUCUCUUCUACUAGUGGACAUAGGAAGAAGGUGAAAAUGAGAAAUCAGAGACGAUUCGUAGUCCUCAACUGGGUGGAGGGCCCUAGUCCAUGGGCGGUAGGCUGGCUACUCAGUACAGUCAGCUCGCCAUCUGCAAGUUCUUCUUUCUUUCUAUGUUCUUUUUGGGAGCCCAAAUACAUUAUAGUCAACCUUGUCACAUGGUUAACUAUCGAUGUCACUCACUCAUGGAAGGAGAUUUGUUCCUCUUGGUUGUCUUUUCUGCAUCUAUCUUUUGCACGUGAUUAGUGAUAAAGAAAGUCUCUUUAUCACUAAUGCUUUGAUUUUCAUACACAAAAUCACCAUUUGGCUCUGUUUGUUUCCAUUUUUCUUCCUUAAAGUCUAUAAUUGCCCAGGUAUAUUGCUCACUUUCUACCAGAUUCUUAACCCCAGUAAUUAUACUGAUUUUAAAUCAUUUUGUUGAUUUAAAGUUUAAAGUUUUUAAAUGAUUUCUCACUAUUCUAAGCCUAUCUCUGUUCCUGGGUCUAUUUGCUUUAUUUCUUUAAAAUUAAAAAAAAUCUGUGCUUGGUUUAUCUGUGUGUCUGUGUGUUCUUUUAAUUACAUGUUGUACAUUGUUGGUAACAUAAUUAAGACAGAUAGAUUUAUGCUGGGAAUGCGCAUUUCCCUUUUAUAUUGAUGUAUCUGGCAAGCAUUGGCCCAGUGUAGUUGAUCAGCUGGAAAUAGCCUUAGUCUGUUCUAAUAAAAUAGCUCUUGCCUGUAUCCAUCCAGAAGACAAGAGAGAGAAAGAGAGAGAAAGAGAGAGAGAGAGAGAGAGAGAGAGAGAGAGAGAGAGAGAGAGAGAGAUGCCUGUUUAUGUUAGUCUCAUUCUGUUGCUCAAUAAAAUGGAAUAAAAAUAUAAAUUUCACUAAAUUGAUUCUCCUGUAUGUCUCAACUUCUUAUUCUUGCUUAUACUGAAAUUCAUGUGUAAUAGGACAGAAACACCGAAGCAGAAGCAAAAAAUGGAAACUGAGAUAAAAUGUAGCAUUUUUAGCAUUUAUAACUAUGUUGAUUAACAUUUGUUUUCUCAUUUUAAAUAAAUAUUUGCUUGGAGCUUGAA